UGUUUUGGGCUGGAAUUGCUCUGCAGAUAAUUAAGCAUGUUUAUACAGUUAUUUGUUAAUACCUCGACUGGCAUCAUUGUGCAAAAUCAAAACCAAAAGAAAGUUGACACGUUGAAGUUCUGCGGAUCGUUCGAAAACAUAUUUUACAGGAAUGACUUCAGUCGCAGAAUUAAGGGAACAAGUCCGGAGUCUGCAGGAUGAGCUAGCUCAGCUGAAGGGAGAGCGAGGAAAAACGACGACCAGAGAAAAGAUCACUAAAAUGUCCUCGGAGGUGGUCGAUUCGAAUCCCUACAGCCGACUGAUGGCCCUGCAGCGCAUGGGCAUCGUUAAGGAGUAUGAACAGAUUCGACAAAAAAGCGUGGCAGUCGUGGGUGUAGGGGGCGUCGGAAGCGUAACAGCGGACAUGUUGACACGCUGCGGAGUCGGAAAGCUGAUUCUUUUCGAUUAUGACAAGGUAGAGCUGGCCAACAUGAAUCGAUUGUUCUUCACACCCGACCAAGCCGGUCUUUCCAAGGUUGAAGCGGCAGCGAAAACUCUCAACUGUAUCAAUCCGGACGUAAAAAUAUUCACCAACAACUACAACAUUACGACGGUAGAAUCGUUUGAAAAGUUCAUGAACGCAAUCCGCACCGGUGGAAUCGAUGGCAGUGGUGCAGUGGAUUUGGUGCUCAGCUGCGUGGACAAUUUCGAAGCACGCAUGGCUAUAAAUGCGGCUUGCAACGAGUUGUCCCUGAAUUGGUUCGAAUCUGGAGUGUCUGAAAAUGCCGUUUCCGGUCACAUUCAGUUUAUCCAACCCGGAGAGAAGGCCUGCUUUGCAUGUGCACCUCCCCUGGUCGUUGCGGAAAACAUUGACGAGAAAACGCUAAAGCGCGAGGGAGUCUGCGCAGCCAGCUUGCCUACAACGAUGGGAAUUGUCGCGGGAAUGCUGGUGCAAAACACGCUCAAGUAUUUGCUUAAAUUUGGAACCGUGUCGGACUAUCUGGGCUACAACGCGCUGAUUGACUUCUUCCCGAAAAUGAGCCUGAAACCGAACCCAACGUGUGACGACCGGUUUUGUGUGCUUCGGCAGCAGGAGUUUGCAGCAAAACCGAAGGAAGAGAUCAUCGAGGAGGUUCAGCAAGAAGAAUUCCCCGUGCACGCGGAAAAUCUCUACGGGAUUGAGCUCGUUUCGGAGACUGAAGUAGAAAGUGCACCGGCUGUGCCUGUCGCUACUGCCAAUACUGGAUUGAAAUUAGCCUAUGAGGCACCGAUUCAAGUGGAACAUUCCAGUGCUGCAACGGAUGUGAUUAAAAAUGACGAUGUCAGUUUAGACGACCUUAUGGCUCAGAUGAAGGCGAUUUAAGAUAUUGCUUUGCAUUGUGUCUGUUUUGUUUUACACGUAAUUUACGUACAGAUUUAUACUUCUGCUUAACGUAUGCUUAUUAUGUAUUAUUUCAAAAAUAAAUAUUCUUUAUUGUGGUUUUGUUUAUAAA
Molecule: messenger RNA, 1472 nt
Organism: Culex pipiens pallens (northern house mosquito)
Lineage: Eukaryota; Metazoa; Arthropoda; Insecta; Diptera; Culicidae
Gene: Uba5
Product: ubiquitin-like modifier-activating enzyme 5
Exons: 3
Coding region: 152-1342 (396 amino acids)
Biological process (GO): protein ufmylation
Cellular component (GO): cytoplasm; cytosol
Molecular function (GO): UFM1 activating enzyme activity
Source: RefSeq, a predicted model, not a curated record